AUGGCGAUUGCACCGGACAAAACAGAUAAUUUUGAUGAUAUAUUGACGUGCACCGUCUGUUUGGAGACCUUUAAAUGUCCAAAAUAUUUACCAUGUCUCCAUACAUUCUGCACGGCAUGCAUUAACACUUACAUUUUAUCGACCGUAGGGGAGGAGAAAACUAAAACGACCUUUAAGUGUCCAAUUUGUCGACAGGAUGUUUUGAUGGCAGAGUCGACAGGUAAUCCCGAUACCUGGGCUGAACAAUUACCAGGCAAUCAUUUUGUUGCUUCAUUGAUGGAUAGACAAGCAAUAAGAAGAAGUGAAAAAAUAUGCGACUCUUGUAAAGCGAACAACGAAUCGAAAAAUGCGUCAUCUUGGUGUGUUGUAUGUGAAGAGGCGUUUUGUGAAUCUUGUGAAAAAUGUCAUAAAUCGUUUAAAAUGUCUGCAAAACAUCCUAUCGUAUUGCUGAAGGACAUUGUAACUGACAAAGAACCGGUAAGCAUUUCUUCAUUGAUAUAUUGCGAAGAACAUUCAGGGGAGGUUAUAAAGGCUUACUGCAUUGAUCAUUCGAAACCAUUAUGCACAUUGUGUGCCACAUUGUCGCAUAGGAAAUGCGAAGAUGUCAUAACAAUCGAGAAGGCAGCUUCGGGUAUAAAAAAAUCGGAAAAAGCAACUGAAUUGUCUACAGAACUGAAAGAAACCAACAAACAGCUGUCCGACUUAAUACAAAGCAGAAAACACCUUACAACCGAUUUUGAAAAAGAGACUGAAGGUAUUCUUACUAAAAUUAACACCAUUAAGGAUAACAUUAUCAAACAUUUAAACAAAAUUGAAAAUCAAAUUAAGGACGAUAUUAAAUCUCUGAAGAAGGAAGCAGGUCUAAAACUUUCGGAACAAUCACAAGAACUUGAGAGUGUGAAGAGUACGGUUAAUAACUGGACUGCUAUCUUUGAUACCUGUUUAAAACAUGGAUCCGAAGUACAGUGUUUACUAGAACUGAAUAGAAUUACAGAAAAUAAGGUGAAAUUUGGUGAUGUGUUUUCUAAAGGGAUAAGUGAAAUGUCGAAUGUUUCCAUGAUUUUUGAGACAAAUGAUAUAGCAGAGAAAUUUGCAGAAAGAGUCGCAGCUAUAGGAGUUGUUAAACUAGUUAAAACCAAAGCAAGUGUUCCAAAGUUAUCGCCCGGUAAAAACGUAAAUUUUCGUAUGGGAAAUAUAAAUGUUAAUAAAGUUAUUGACCUUACUGGAUCGUAUGUCUAUCUAAGUGGUCUUUUUUUGAAAGAUAUAUUUGUCUUUACUCAUAGUAAAUCAUCCAAAGUCUUAAAAUAUAAUCACAACGGAGACUCUCUCGCUGAACUUAAGCUACCAAACCAACCAUACGAUAUAGGUCUAAUGAAUGACACAACAGCUGCUGUUUCAUCAAGUUCUAAGAUGUUUUUCAUCAUCAACACACAUUAUAUGACACUGUGGCAUAAAAUUGAUAACACAUGUGAAGUUCAUGGAUUCUGCCAUGUCAAUGGGGAAUUUAUUCUUGCAUUUAAUAAUACUUUAACCUGGAUUAACUCAUCAACUGCUGUCAGAAAUAAACAAGCUACGACAAACGGAGACACCUAUCUAAUCUAUGCACAAGACCGAAACAAUUACAUUUGUGGAGAUGGAAAAAAUCAGAUAUCUAGCAUAAUGAAUGAUACGAAAGUCUUUACUUACACAAGUGAUAAACUUCUAAACCCGAGAGGUGUAGACAGAGAUUUUGAUAGUAAUAUCUAUGUUUGUGGACCUCAUUCAAAAAAUAUACACCAACUAAGUCACGACGGCAAGCUGGUAAGACUUAUUCAAGCCCAAAGUAUCGGAAUAGAAAAACCAUGGGUUAUACGGUUCAAGAAAAAUAGCAACCAGUUCUUUGUAACCUGCUUUGCAACGGGGAAAGUUGCCGUGUGCGAAUUUGUUUGA
Molecule: messenger RNA, 1929 nt
Organism: Mytilus trossulus (common blue mussel)
Lineage: Eukaryota; Metazoa; Mollusca; Bivalvia; Mytilida; Mytilidae
Product: E3 ubiquitin-protein ligase Midline-1-like
Exons: 1
Coding region: 1-1929 (642 amino acids)
Molecular function (GO): zinc ion binding
Source: RefSeq, a predicted model, not a curated record